Molecule: messenger RNA, 838 nt
Organism: Heteronotia binoei (common prickly gecko)
Lineage: Eukaryota; Metazoa; Chordata; Lepidosauria; Squamata; Gekkonidae
Product: C-reactive protein-like
Exons: 2
Coding region: 149-838 (229 amino acids)
Biological process (GO): innate immune response
Molecular function (GO): complement component C1q complex binding
Source: RefSeq, a predicted model, not a curated record
UCAUUUCAGGGAUAUAUUUUGGAAGGGCUCUGCAGCUCCCACUUGAGAAUCAGCCUGUGAAAAGGAGAAGACUCAGAGCCAUCUUUGUUUCUCGGAAACUGUUCCAUCUCUGCUUGGAUCACUCUGCGCUGUGGCCAUCACCUGGAAGAUGCUCCUCUCCCUUUUCCUCCUUGCCAGUGGCCUCUUGGGCUCUCUUGCCCUGGAAGAUCUGGAAAGGAAGGCGUUUGUUUUCCCAGUGGCCUCAGAUACUGCCCACGUAGUCUUGAAGGCCAAAAUACGACAUCCCUUGACCAGCUUCACAGUCUGCCUGAGGUUCUACACAGACCUGACCCGUGGCUACAGCCUCUUCUCUUACGCCAGCAGGAACCAUGACAACGAGCUCUACCUCUUAGCGCUGAAUCCCAAGCAAUACAAGUUUCAUUUGGGGGAUGAAGCUCUGAUCUUCAGUGUUCCAGAAGCAUUGAACACUAACCCUGUUGGGAAACACGUCUGUGUGAGUUGGGAGUCUUCCACAGGCCUAGUGGAGCUCUGGGUGAACGGGCAACCUUUGGUCCGGAAGAGCUUGCUGAAAGGACAUUCUGUCCGACCAGAGGGAUCCAUUGUCCUCGGCCAAGAUCAGGAUUCCUUUGGAGGCAGCUUUGACAUCAAUGAAUCCUUUGUAGGGGAGAUCACAGAUGUAUACAUGUGGGACCGCGUUCUGUACCCUGAUGAGGUGGUCCUUGCCUCGUACAACCACGCUCUUCCCGACUACCUGAUCAACUGGAUAUCGUUGGAUUACAGCAUCACAGGCGAUGCCCUUGUUAAGCCUGCAUUGCUUUCUGCCCACAGAACUGAGUAG